This is a messenger RNA of Hypoxylon trugodes, 1245 nucleotides long. RefSeq lists its product as uncharacterized. The transcript is spliced from 2 exons. Bases 336 to 980 code for a protein of 214 amino acids. The record is from RefSeq and is a predicted model, not a curated record. NCBI's taxonomy places the organism in Eukaryota, Fungi, Ascomycota, Sordariomycetes, Xylariales, Hypoxylaceae.
CAUAUACUAUGUUACUAUGUGUUGUACCUUGUAAUGCUUGUGGUCUAGGUAGCUAACUCACUUACACACGCACGACGAACAUCCAGGUCCCCUUGUCAGGAUCAGCUCACCUCACCUCACCCCGGACCUCCGAUCCCUUCUCAACAAUACCCAUUCAGUUCAUUCAAAGCCAACAUACAAAGUUCCCUAUCUCCCUCUUCCGAUCGUCUCAUAAUCCCCUCAUUCCUCCCUUUACUCUCGUCUCUACUUGUAUCAAGUCAUUGAACCUUACAAUAUUCUAUCCUUUUACCUUACCUCUAAAUCUAAUCCUUGCUCGAACAAACCAACGCACUGACAUGGCCGGCCCUCGUCUUACAGCUCCAGCUACCAAGCUCGCCCGCUCUAUUAGCACCACAGCUUCCGCCUCUGUGCCCAAGUCGGCUACGAUACUGACCAGCUCUAAGAGCUCGGCUCCUCUAUCCAGGAAAUAUGCUGAUCUCCUUAAGGAGCGGAAUAUAGAUCCCGACCACCCGCGUCACCUCUACACUCGUUCUUCAAACCGCCCGCAUCCCCCUCCCCGUACGAUGCGCCUAAUGCAGACAUUUACUUCGAGCGCCCCUCGCUCCGCCCAGGUUGACACAACCACCUUGGACAACAUUGUAUUCCCAGGUUCUGCCGCCUUCGAGGGCGCCUCUAGCGAUCCAUUCGCGCACCUUCGUGUGCCGCUUCUACCGGAUAACUUUACCGCCCAACACACCCCCGAGGUGGUUGACGGCCCUGUCGCGCCGGCCCAGAUCAGCAUUGUUGCUGCUAACCCUGAACUCGUCUCCCCGGCUGCUCUCACCGAGGUUGAAGGCAUGGGCAUCGACGGUGUCGAGCUCAAGUUCGCCCACGAGGGGGCGGCCGAGUCAGAGCAUGAGCAGGGAAUGCUUACGGAUCUAUGGAAGGGUCUCGUCGACGACGUAUUAAGUAGUACGAAUAAAACCCGCGUUGCUCUCUAACACCAGCUUGUCGACAAAUAACGGUUAUAACACGAAAAAGAAAAUAUCUGUAAAGGGACGGUGUGAAUAGCGUAUUGUGUGAUUCGAGCUCUGUCGGGAAUUUGGCGUUGCGCGGGCGGUUCUGGAAGUGCUUCGGACCGGUUUGAAAUCAUUUGAUUUUUUUUUAAUUGUCUUUACGAGAACAGAAAAGGCUGCAUCCAGAAAAUGGAGUCGAAACGUAUCUAGGAUGCGCGAAUUGAACUGAGACACGACGAUAUCAAGUCGU